Messenger RNA from Durusdinium trenchii, 1914 nucleotides. Lineage: Eukaryota; Dinophyceae; Suessiales; Symbiodiniaceae. The record is from the annotation of a GenBank genome assembly.
AUGCUUCGACUUAGACCUCAUUCUGCACCGAAGAAAUCGUUCUGUCGCAUGCUAAUCUUUGCCCUCUUGGCCGCGGUGACGAUUCAGGCCACAGAGAUUCACCGUCAGCUGGAUGACUGGGCAGCGACGUGGCAGGAUUCAGAGGAACCGGCACUGGUCAUCCGCAGGUUCCUCCAGAAUGUCACAUUUGAAACUGCCAGCAGCUAUGCCAGCUGGGCAGCGGAUUUGCCGAAUCUGGGGAAGAACUACGCAGUGGCAGCUGCCGUGCUGGAGUCUGUGGCGUUGCUUCCGGCAUGCUUGGUUGAGUUGAAGAUACAAGACGAACUUCAAACCAGAUGCCCACAGAAGAUGUACAAAAUCGCCAUUCAAAAGCUUUUCAGCACAGGUGAACGAGACGGCGCGUUGAGCGCAUGGAAACGCGCUCGUAGUGUCUUUCGUGGUUCCACCAGAGUUUUUCCAGAAGUUCUACCGGAGGAAGAGGCAGCCAUCCCAUGGCCUUCAGUGCUGGAGACGCCAACUGUAUGGGUGCGUGGCUUGUCAAGGCAACCCUUCUGGUCCUGUCACCAGGCCUGGCCGUUUGUGAAGCAUUUGGAAGCUCAAUUCGGGCGGAUCCUGACUGAAGCAGUGUCUGCAGCCCCACAACUUCAAAAGGCAUACCCUUAUUUAUUCGCCGCCGGUUCCUGGCAGAACCUUUUCCUUUACAGAGGCCACAACUGGAACGCUGAAGUGUGCUCCGUGAUGCCGCUCACAUGUCAGCUUCUUCUUCCAGAAAUACCAACCAAGCCGGGCCUUCCUUACGUCAUGCCAAACAAUGAGGAGAUCAUUCUUUUCCGUUCAGUGGGUGGAGCAUACGUUGGUCCUCACACCGGCGCAGUGAACAACCAGAUCAACAUCCACCUCACGCUCAAAGGAGGAAAGGGCGUUUACUUGGAGGUUGCCGGGGAACGUGUUGAACUGGAAGCCGGGAAAGCCGUUUGCUUCCAGGACAGCUACCUUCACAGCGUGGAGCACAGUGAUGAUGGAGCACAAGAGAGGCUUUCUUUGGUGGUUCGGGUCUUGCAUCCGGACUAUGACAUGGCCACUUUGAGAGGUCACUCUGCCACGGAGGCUGUGGGAGAUUUAGCAUCCUGGAGCGAAAGAGACGCAUUGCGAAAAGAACUGUCACGACUUCGAGAGCACUUUCGAAAAAGCCAAGACAGCGAAAAUCCCUGCAGAGGGCCACAACCAAGCGAAUCUGAAUUGGAGAAAGCACGAGAAAUCUUUCGUUUCCUCAGUACACCAAGCACGAGCACAGUCUCCGAUGCACCUGUUUCCGGAAUUGAUGCGAUUGUGGUUCUCUCCAACUGGUAUGAUCGGGCCUCCAAGAUUCGGAAAGUGCUCGAGCUAGCAGCCAAGCAUCGGAGCGCGCCCAUCCUUCUGGUGGGUGGGCGGGGACGACUGAGCUCAAUCCAAGCAGCCGAGUUGAAUGGAGAAGCACAUGCGACCUUAGCGCAGCUGUUGGUUUUGAUGGAAAUCCCUGGAGAGCUGGGCGAACAGGGCGCAGCUAUGAGUUCGACUCGACGAGUUACUGCGAUCAGUUGCAAUGAGUGUCCAACACCAGAGCUUCGCAUGAAGUGCGGCUGUGUGGGCAACACGGGAUUCAAUACCGACCGCUUCUUGGAUUGGGCAGCGAAGCAUUUGCCUCCAAGUCAUAGACCUCGGCAGGUUGUCAUUGUGGAAGAGUCAUACCUCGUGCGAAGAGUCAGCGCAACGGUUCUUGGACGUUUGUUUGGCUUUGGCUACAAAACCCUUCACAAUCAAACGUUCCUUGGAGAAAGAGAGCUAAACAGGAACACAUCAAAUAACAAGAAGCUAUUAGUAACAAGUGCAUCGCUACUAGUAACAGGUGCCUUACUAGUAGUAACAAGAAGCUAG